Molecule: messenger RNA, 1435 nt
Organism: Ctenopharyngodon idella (grass carp)
Lineage: Eukaryota; Metazoa; Chordata; Actinopteri; Cypriniformes; Xenocyprididae
Gene: mtg1
Product: mitochondrial ribosome-associated GTPase 1
Exons: 11
Coding region: 224-1183 (319 amino acids)
Cellular component (GO): mitochondrion
Molecular function (GO): GTP binding; GTPase activity
Source: RefSeq, a predicted model, not a curated record
AGUGCGCUCUGUAGUUUCCCUGCCAAUCCUGUAGGUGGCGAUAAUUGAGUUUCUUUCUAUACACUCAGAGCAUAGAAGAAGUAUGGCAUCUGUAGGAGAGUGAUGUUUACUACAGUGUUUUAAAUUAAAUCGUUUAGAAGCCUUUAGUUAUACGAUUUUGUUGACAAGCAGCGAUCUUAGUCUUGCAAAUACAUUCUAUAUUCAGACUGACCGAGCGGCCACGAUGAGAAUUUAUCAUUCUUUACUCAAUGCUACCAAGUUUAGGAGAGUGUUUGACUUUGGUGAGCGAGAGGUGGCGCAUUGGUUCCCUGGACAUAUGGCUAAAGGACUCAAGCAGAUGAGAGCCAAUCUAAGGAAGGUUGAUUGCAUUAUAGAGAUCCAUGAUGCUAGAAUACCCUUUUCUGGAAGAAAUCCUUCUUUUCAAGAAAGCCUUGAUGUCCGGCCACAUUUACUUGUACUGAACAAGAUAGAUCUGGCAGACACAUCCAAAAAUCAGAGCAUUGUGAAGCGGCUUGAGAGAGAAGGUGUGAGGAAUGUUUUAUUCACAGACUGCUUACGACAGCGAGAUGAGAACGUCAAAAAGAUCGUUCCUCUCGUGACAGAGUUGAUAGAAAGUGGGUCACGUUUUCACAGAGAAGAGGACAGAAGUUACUGUUUGAUGGUCAUUGGUGUGCCAAAUGUGGGGAAAUCAUCGCUGAUUAAUGCUGUAAGAAGAACAUAUUUGAAAAAAGGCAAAGCCUCAAAAGUUGGAGGUGAACCAGGAAUUACAAAAGCUGUCCUGACCAAAAUUCAGGUCUGUGACAGACCCAUUAUUCAUUUACUGGACACCCCAGGAGUCCUUCCACCUAAAAUAGAGAACAUAGAGACUGGAAUGAAACUUGCGUUAUGUGGUACCAUUUUGGACCAUUUAGUUGGCGAGGAUAUCAUUGCAGAUUAUCUGCUUUUUUCACUCAACAGACUGGAAAGAUUUAGUUACGUUGAGAAGUACAAUCUCGAAGAGCCUUGCGAUGAUAUUCAGCAUGUGCUGAAGUGUAUAGCCGUAAAGCUCGGCAAGACAAAGCGUGUGAAAGCCAUCACUGGAGUUGGCAACAUCACUGUCCAAAUGCCAGACUACAGUGCAGCAGCCUACGAUUUCAUCAGAGCAUUCCGGAAAGGAGAACUUGGAAAAGUGAUGCUUGACUAGUUGUGUUUUAAAAGGCCGAUUUGUAACAGUUGCUGUGAAAGCUUGACUUUACUGUUUGUACGUUCAAGACUAGACACUGAGCACAUAAGAGAACCACUUAUUACUUUUAAUGUUUUAAUUAAAAGGUGGUGCACUGGGUAUUUUGGACAUUUCUUGUUUUUAUUGUGUAGUUAUCAUGACAGAGGUGCAUUGAAUGUAUUAUUGUUCAUUACUGCAAUCGAAGCAAAAAUAAAUUAUUCAUUUUAAUUUGAA